This is a messenger RNA of Guillardia theta CCMP2712, 2139 nucleotides long. RefSeq lists its product as hypothetical. The transcript has a single exon. The record is from RefSeq and is a predicted model, not a curated record. Lineage: Eukaryota; Cryptophyceae; Pyrenomonadales; Geminigeraceae. Bases 1 to 2139 code for a protein of 712 amino acids.
AUGAGCUUCUCAGUUGAUACAGAGGAACUUCGUCGAAUUUUGAGGCAGGAUAGGCAGUUGAGAUCAAAACGACCAGCAGCGACCAAGGAGGGUGAGAAUGCAAGAGCAAGUGUCUCCUCUGUGACUCUUGUCAGCUACGAUGAGUUCAUCAAAUCACGAACGACAGCGUUUCAGCACAGCAACAGCAACAGCGAUAGUAAAAGCAACAGCAACAGCAACAGCAACAGCAACAGCAACAGCAACAGCAACAGCAACAGCAACAGCAACCAUCUGAAGGGGGUGAAUCACAACGAUUCUGCAUCGCAUUUAUCCCUCAAGGCGAGACAAGAGGAGCAAGUCAACGGAAGUGCAGGAAAGACUUUCAAGCAAAGUUUCUUAGAGACAGGGAGCAAGUUGACUGCGGGGACGUACCGAGUCACGGAGAGGGAAGAGGCAAAGGAUCCAGAAGCAGCAGGGAAGUCGAGCGUAGGCAAGAGAGAGCACGGAGGUUCUGCGAGAGCCGCCAAGCAAGUUCUCCAGGUGUUUCAAAGUUUCUUGCCUAAGAGUGAGGAUGAGGAGGAUGAGGAGGAGAAGAAAGGCGAGAAGGAUCUUUGGCGUGGUCGUUCCUAUCCGCAGCAGCAGUACCAGCAGUGGAAGAAGGAGGAGGCAGAGGAGGUCAAGGAGGAGGAGGUCAACGGGAAGGUCAAGGAGGAGGAGGUCAACGGGAAGGACAAGGAGGAGCAGGAAGACUUCAUUCCUCCUCCGCUCUCUCAUGCUCGCAACUGGAACCUCAGCCCUAUAGAGCGUCGGUCUCGCAGCCCCGACAUGACCGCCUACAAUCCUUCCUCCCGCCUCACCACCCAUCGAUUCUCCAGCCCUCCAGGCGUCGACGACGAGGGCAACGACCGUCACAAUGGCCGCGCAAGCAGCAGAGGGCUGGCAGGACGCGGACGAUCGACGCUCGCCGCUGCUCUUCGCGGCUGCCUCGUGCGUCGACGGAUGAGACUUCCGGCAGCAAAGCAGAUCAUGGAGAAGAUCCGAGAGGCAAACAGGCUGCACCUGGAGAUGCAGGAGGAGAUGGAGGCAGGGAGCGCCAACGAGGUCGAAGUUCAGAUCCUGAGGCAGCUGGAAGGGACGAGGAUCGCUGCUGUCGACGAGCUCUCCCACUUCCUGCUUCACCCAGACGUCGCUGCGGCCCUCAGCAAGCCUACCAACAUGAGGAAGGACAAGUCCUUUCUCCGCAAGGGGCAAGGGCGAGUUGCUGUCCCCCUGGACAAGUUCAAGGCGUCAGGAGCUGUAGAGCCUUCCAAGGAGGGGCAGGUGAGCGGCAAGGGCAGAGACAGGAAGCCAGGAAAGUCUCGUGCUGAGGAGGAGGAACAAGAGCCUGCAAGGCAAAGUCUCCCUCCCCAGCAGAGCAACAGAGCUGAUGUUGAGAUUUCCAGUAAGCCGCAAACAAGGCAUGAAGCGGCAGAAGAGCAAGAGACGCCUCCGCCCCCCCCAAACGUGCGCGAGCUACGUGGGCAAGUCAGUCUGAAGCACAUCGCGCGCAAGGAGGAGGAGGAGGAGGAGGAGACUGAGGCUCCUCCUGCUGCUACGUCGGGGUCUCAAUCUAGAAAGAAAGCGAAGCCGUACUUGAAGCGAAGGUCACAGACGGUCCUGACGAACAAGAAGGUAGACGUGAGUCACGUCAAGAGCAAGGUAGACGCCAAGUUCAAAUCCCGCGCAACACCUCAGGCUCCUCGUACCUUCCCACGAGACGAGAAGCUCGAUCCUCUCGUCGCCGCCUCCUCCCUGCUCCAUCGCAGCGACACGAGCGGGGGCAGCAGCCAUCGCUCUUACGGGGAUGAAGAGGCGCAACACGUCCAGGAGCAGCCCAGCAGCCACGUCUUCGCAGCUUCAGCUGCCAUCGCCGACCUGGAGUUCCUGCUGGAGCAGCUCCAUGACUCGUCCUUGGGCUACCUGGACGUUGACGGGCGGCUCCUCCCCCACCCCCACGUCUUCCCGGAAGAGCCCAGCAGAAUCCCUCGGCUUGUCAAAGACUCUGUGUUCUUCCGUGUGCUGAAUGACAGGGAGCGCGCUGCUGAAUGCCAGCUGGCAAAGUCGGCGUUGAGCUUGACAGGUCCAGACGCCCUCGCGUUUGAUCGGAUCGUGACAGACUGA